This is a messenger RNA of Etheostoma cragini (Arkansas darter), 1616 nucleotides long. It is a transcript of the gene tmlhe, whose product is annotated as trimethyllysine hydroxylase, epsilon. Lineage: Eukaryota; Metazoa; Chordata; Actinopteri; Perciformes; Percidae. Gene Ontology annotation, biological process: carnitine biosynthetic process. Gene Ontology annotation, cellular component: mitochondrion. Gene Ontology annotation, molecular function: iron ion binding; trimethyllysine dioxygenase activity. The record is from RefSeq and is a predicted model, not a curated record. The coding region runs from base 217 to 1458 and encodes 413 amino acids. The transcript is spliced from 7 exons.
GUUAAACUCUGCAAUAUAUAUCACAAGAUAAACCGUGCCGUGUUUAAAAAUUAAUCUAAAUGAAGCAUGUUGAGACAUGUUGUGGGAUGAAAGACUCAGAGAAGCGAAGCGCUAAAGAGGCGUAUCAAUUCAGCGACUGCACGGUGGCUUUUUUUCGGGAAAGAAGGCGGUUGUUGUCGUCUUAUUUCAUUCUGUUCAUCACACCUUGUGUCGACGAUGUUGACCAUGUUUACAAGGAUGUUGCGACCCGCGUUGAAACAGGCUCAGCUGUCCCCUGGAGUCAGAAACGCACAGCUACCAUGGAGACACAUGACGCACAUCCGCGCGUGUGCUGCGCUUUCAGCAACUUUGCAGCCACUCGAACACUGUCUAGUGGUCAACUACGGAGGGACGGCGAUCCAUUUGAACUACGUGUGGCUGCGCGAUCACUGCCGCUCUGCUGCGUCGUACAACUCCAGCACCAACCAGAGAAACCUGGACACCGGGACUAUAGACCUCAACAUCCGUCCCGACCAUGCAACUCUGCAAAAUGGCCAUCUCGUCCUUACAUGGCCUGGGGGCCAUGUGUCAGAGUACAGCCUUAGCUGGCUAGCUGAGAACAGCUAUGAAGGAAAGAAGCAGGGCACCAUCCAGCCACGCAUCCUUUGGAAUUCAGACAUCUAUAAAAAGGCAAACAUACCCUCUGCCAAAUGGGACACGUUUAUGAGCUGCGACAACGAAGUAAAGAAGUUUCUCCAGAACUAUCUUCUGUACGGGGUCGCUUUCGUAGAUGAUGUCCCCGCUACAGUCGAGGCCACAGAGGCAGUGACCCAGAGAGUCAGCCUCAUCAGGGAGACUACAUAUGGAAGAAUGUGGUGUUUUACUUCCGAUUUUUCCAGAGGAGACUCUGCCUACAGCCAACUGGCCCUGGACCGCCACACCGACACUUCCUACUUUCAGGAACCAUGUGGAAUCCAGGUUUUCCACUGCCUCAAGCAUGAAGGAACUGGGGGAAGGACACUACUUGUGGAUGGGUUCUACGCUGCUGAAAAAGUACGCCAGCGGUCCCCUGAAAACUUUAAACUCCUUUCCCAGGUGCCCAUCAGGCACGAGUACAUUGAAAACUCUGCCAACCACCGGAACCACAUGACAGGCAUCGGCCCCGUGCUCAACGUCUAUCCUUGGAACAAUGAAAUGUACCUGAUACGAUACAACAACUAUGACCGAUCAGUGAUAAACACAAUACCCCAUGACCUUGUUCAGCGAUGGUACGAGGCACAUCGAGAGUUGACAGCAGAACUGAGGCGGCCAGAGAACGAGCUGUGGGUGAAACUGACUCCAGGGAAAGUGAUCUUCAUAGACAACUGGCGUGUCAUGCACGGGAGGGACUCUUUCACCGGCCUGAGGCAGCUCUGUGGAUGCUAUCUGACCAGAGACGACGUCCUCAGCUCUGCACGCUGCUUCGGUCUGCAGGCCUGAUCCCGGACAUGAACCCCCCCUCACCUCUGUGCCUUAUCGCUUAACCUAUAGGUUCAGGGUUCAUGUAUUGUCCUUCUACAACACAGGGUUGCACAACAUAUAAUGCAAGUUGUAGUCCCUUUAUACUACACAAGAAAAAAAAGCAGAACAAAAAGAAC